This is a messenger RNA of Penaeus vannamei (Pacific white shrimp), 876 nucleotides long. The record is from RefSeq and is a predicted model, not a curated record. Lineage: Eukaryota; Metazoa; Arthropoda; Malacostraca; Decapoda; Penaeidae.
AAGAGGUCGCUGAGCAUAGUACGGAUUCACAAAAUGAAUCAUCUCGUGAACUGGACCAUGACUUACCACUCCAAUUCGGAUAUUAUGGCUUUCUACGGUUACUUUCGGUCGCUGGAUUCCUUUGAGCAGCCUCUGCGUCCGAAUUUCAUCGAGAACCACCCGACGGCCCUAUCGCAGUACCUCCGCGCCAUGGCCGAGGGCAUAACCUUGGAAGACCUGAUGGGGGCUUCCUGGAGAAGCGUCGUGGAGAAGCCUCAGCUCGUGGCUUGGUUGUCCAGCCACUGCGGGACCCUGUCGAAGCGGGAGGACUACGUGCAGGAGCUCUCCAACUACGUGUCGGUGGGCAAGUAUGGCAGCUGCGGGCAGAGGUGUGGCCGGGAUUGCUGGCCGAACAUCAUCGGAAACUACACGUUCUACCUGUCCCUCGAGAACAGCUGGUGCGACGAUUACGUGACGGAGAAGCUGUAUAUGCCCCUCGCCUUGUACAUGGUCCCGGUGGUUUGGGGAGCUGCUAACUACAGCAGGAUCCUACCCCCCAACUCGUACAUCGACGCGCGAGAGUAUCACCCGAAGGAGUUGGCUCAGCUGAUGAUCCGACUCAGAGCGAUCCCGUGGCGCUGGGCAGAUACCACUUGUGGAGAGGGUUCUGGGAGGUCCGAGUUGGAGGCAACUUCUGCGAGCUGUGUCAGCGCCUCCACACCGACGGCGAGACCAAGCACCAAGCGGACGUUCCGGCUUGGCGCGGAAGGAACGGGCGCUGUCAGGUCGUCCGAGAAUAUGUUUGCGCCGGGAGUGACUGCCUGGCGAAAAUUCAUUAAGAGUGAACUUGCCCGAGUACACAGUGUUUUGGAAUAUGGUAUCCAUGAUGGCUUUUGA